This is a messenger RNA of Acaulospora morrowiae, 246 nucleotides long. Lineage: Eukaryota; Fungi; Glomeromycota; Glomeromycetes; Diversisporales; Acaulosporaceae. The record is from the annotation of a GenBank genome assembly.
AUGCCUUCAGUAACAAAAGACGAUCUUCAAGUUGGUUGUAAGGUUCUUUAUCGUCCGAUCGGUGGCAGCGAGACAACUUCGGAAGGAAUCGUAAAGGCGGUUAUCGACGAGCCCGAGGUUGUUGGCAACAGUCAAGUCGAGGUUAAAGCCUCCAAAGAACAUCCAAGGGUUUUAAUUGAAAAUUGUAACACUCACAAGGAAACCGCCUAUAAGCUUGAAAACAUCGAAAGAGUCAUUGAAGCCUAG